This is a messenger RNA of Meriones unguiculatus (Mongolian gerbil), 6505 nucleotides long. RefSeq names its product ZFP92 zinc finger protein (gene Zfp92). The transcript is spliced from 6 exons. Gene Ontology annotation, biological process: regulation of immune system process; regulation of cytokine production; negative regulation of transcription by RNA polymerase II. The record is from RefSeq and is a predicted model, not a curated record. The coding region runs from base 241 to 1707 and encodes 488 amino acids. Lineage: Eukaryota; Metazoa; Chordata; Mammalia; Rodentia; Muridae.
CGCCGCCUUCGCCCCCGCCUCAGCCCCGCCUGCUUAUUACUCCCCGCUCCUCAGCUCCUCAGCUCCUUCGCUCCUCCCCCGCUCCUCCUCCGCUCCUCCGCAUCAGUCUCGGACCUAGAAGACGGACCACCACACAGGACGAACCUCCUGAACAGAGACACUAAUACAGGGGCUGGCACAAGAGCACUGUACAGCUGAUCUUCCCAGCAUUUCAACUGUGCUGCGGUUGGAGUCCUGACUAUGGCGGCCAUUCUUCUGAGGGCAAAGCCCAAGGUGUCAGUAUCUUUUGAGGAUGUGUCUGUAUACUUUACAAAGACAGAAUGGAAGCUUCUGGAUCUCAAACAGAGGAACCUCUACAAACAGGUGAUGCUGGAGAACUACAGCCAUUUGGUGUCAGUGGGAUUUGCUAUCUCCAAGCCUAACCUGGUAUCCCAGCUGGAGCGAGGGGAGAAGCCCUGGAUUACAGAGGGCAGAAUGGGGACUGCAGCAGGAUCCUGUACUGGGAAUGGGAUAAAGGGCAAGACUUCGACUUCUAAGCGGAAACUUUUUGGAAGAGGUCUCCUUGGAGACACCUCGGGAUCCUCAUUGCAAAGGCGUCCUCACGACUUCAGGCCAAAUCCAAUGCUAAGGUACCAGCACUCCAGAAUCGCUGAGAAGCGGUAUCUGUGUCAGCAGUGCGGAAAAUCCUUCAGCCGCAGCUUCAAUCUCAUCAAGCACCGGAUUGUCCACAGCCAUGAAAAACCUUAUGAGUGCAGCGAGUGCGGGAAGCUGUUCCGGCGUAACUGGGCACUGCUGGAGCAUCAGCGUAUCCACAGUGGCGACAAGCCCUAUGAAUGUGGGGAGUGUGGCAAGACCUUCACACGCAGCUCCAACCUCGUCAAGCACCAGAUCAUCCACAGCAGCGAUAUGCCAUUCGUGUGCCACUUGUGCGGGAAGGUGUUCCGGCGCAGCUUUGCCCUGCUUGAGCAUGCACGCAUCCACAGUGGUGAGCGGCCUUAUGAGUGUGGGGAGUGUGGCAAGUCGUUCAGCCGAAGCUCCAACCUCAUCGAGCAUCAGCGCAUCCACAGCAGCCGGAAGCCCUAUGUUUGCCCGGAGUGUGGCAAGGCCUACAAGGCUAUCUCGCAGCUCAUCCACCACCGGCGCAGCCACCGCAAGGACAAGCCCUUUGCCUGCCGUGAGUGCGGCAAGGCUUUCCGCGGCCACUCGGGGCUCAGCCAACACCAGCGGGUGCACAGUGGUGAGAAGCCCUACAAGUGCAGCGAAUGCGGCCGGGCCUUUGGUCGCCGGGCCAACCUCUUCAAGCACCAGGUGGUUCAUGGUGGGGUGCGGCUUGGCGGUCAAGACAAGGAGCUCAGGCGUGGAUGCAUGCAUCUGGAGCAUCGGUGGGCGUCCCGAGGGCCGCAGCCCCAGGAGGCAGGGGAAGGCAGCUCUGCUGACCCCCAGCCUGUCGACACCAAUGAGAAGCCCCAAGUGUGUGAGCGCUGCAGCCAGGUGUUCGAAAACAAGUUGCUGCUGUGUCGCCACUUGCGCAUCCACGAUGAUGAAGAUGACAAGAAACAGAAGCCUUUUACAGGGACCACCUCAGCUUUGGAGGAGAAGUCACUAUUGAGCCAACAUCUAGAAGCCCAGCCCGAAGAGGGAAGCGACAGUGAAAACAGUGAGGUUUUCCUGUAUGAUGAAAAGGCCCAGGGUCCAUCUUUACCUUGAGGCCUAAAUACGGCAGCAACUCAGAAUGGCAGGGUGGCCCCUUCCCCCACUGUGAAACAGAAAAGCUAUUCAGAAUGACAGCGAGCACAUACAUAGCCCCCCACCCAGUAUAGUCUGCCCUACUCCUUUCCCUGACGGGUAGAAAAGGAAAGUUCCCUCCCUAGUCCUUAAUGACAAAAUUGAUGCACAGGAAGAUGGCUCCUCAAGGAGCCUAGACAGGGUACUCCUGUGUGUGGUUGGAUGUGUGAGUGCCUGUGUGAGUGGGGUCUCCACGUGAGCAGAUUUGUAUAAUACAGAGUUAGUCUCUCCUAUCUACAUGAGAAUUGCCUGAUGUGGUUAGGAGGGAAGCAGCAGUGUCCACCAACUCUAGGUACAGUUACCUUGAAGUUUACAGAGAGAUGACCCAUGUCCUUUCCCUUGUUUAAUGUGAGGUGGUUUCCUCCUCUUAAGAGGUUUUUUUUUUUUUGUGUGUGUGUGUGUGUGUUUCCAGGUAGAAUAUACUGAACGCACUUUAUUCCAUUAAAAGUUUAUAAAUUGAGGGGGUUCUAAAAUUAACCUGCAGUCCUGGAGCGCUAGCUGGACCCUAUGUGAAAACUUAGACUCUAUAUAUGUGACCCAUGCUGCUGCUGCUUGGAGGGUCUGUACUAAACUUGCAGAGAAGUUAAGGCCCAGAGAUCCUGUGGGUCUUCUUUUUUUUUGGGGGGGAGGGAGCCCCUUUCCUCUGGUCCCCACAGGAGAAGGGUCUAGGUAAUACAUGACAGCAUUUACAACCCCAACAUCCUGCUAGCUUCAGUCUCCUCCCUUCCCACUCAGUGAAGGCCAUAUGGUCUCUUUGUGUUGCUCUUACCUGCUGCCCCAGUGCCUAAAGUUUGUCUGUUAAUCUCUUUCAGGCAACCCAUUGUGUAGUGAUGACAGGUUUUGAAUUUGCACUUAGAUGGCACCUGAAAGGAAUGUGGCCAGACAGUUCUUUCAGACAGAGGACAUUUCUUAGAAUAUUAAGGUUGCCAUUAUUUUAAUAUUCUUUUGUUUGAGGGUAACAGUUGAAAAUGGAGAUUGCUGUUGUUGUUGUUAUUAUUGUUGUUGCUGUUGUUAUAUGAGCAUGUUAGGGAGUUGAUCCUUUUAUAAAAAUUCCUCAGACAGAUGGUGUGGCUCAGAGGUGGAGUAUAUACCCAACAGAUCGAAGACCAUGUGUUCCAUGCCUGCCCCCUGCCCCCUGCCCCCUGCUCCCUGCCCCCUGCCCCCAGAAAAAUUCAGACACAAGAAAGGGGCCUUCCCAGCCCAUGACUGAUUAGUGAGGUUGCAAACCUGGCCCUCCAAGUGAUGAUAUCACAUUUCUGUCUUCCCUUAAGUCUGGAUGACUUGCCAAAUGGCACUUUAUUGAGAACUAAGGAGGUGUUUUACAGGGAAACCUGCGGCAGUUCUUUUCUGCCUGUGCUGUCUCCAGAAGCCUGGGAGAUCUGUCCCUUGGUAUACUCAGCUCAGCAUCCUGGUCAGCGAGCUACUUUCCAGCCCUUUCCUAUCCAAGGGCCAAGAAAGAUUUUGUCACAAAUGCUGCCUCAGGGCAGGUUAAUAAUAGAGAUAGAGAUUGCUGAGGUACCCUCCCUGCCAGGUGAGUGAGGUUCACAGAUAAUUACCUCCUGACAAGAGAGUAUGGGAAGACCUGGAAACCAUGGAUGCUUAUUGAGAUCCUGGUCACAGAAUAACUUCACACACACACACACACACACACACACACACACGCACGCACACGCACACACAUGCACACACACACAUGGACACACACUUUAUGUAUAUAAAAUGUUUUUUGUAAAGUUCCAGUUUGUAACUUGCUCUUAUCUCCAUGUCAUCUAGUAGAUCCCCAUUUUUACGUCUUGUGAUUGCUUUCUUGUGAGCUUGCAACCAUGUGUCCUGCUCAGCCUUGUGUCUGCACUCCAAGCCCAUUGCUGGGCACUAGUGAAAGAGCCUUGCUCUCCUGGUGGGCUGGACAAAAAAAAAAAAAAAAAAAAAAAAAAAAGACAGCUACUUGGAAACUGCUCACUCAUGUGGAAAAGGGCUGUUCCCAAGAUUAAACCAACAAGUAAUGGGUUCAAGGUCAAAAGCAAGAGUCAAGUCUGAGUAGAAAGCCUAAAGUGAUGCUAGGAUUAUUGAGCAGGGGUUGUUUCCCAUAUAGGAGGGCCUGCCCUAGUUCACAGGAUGCAGGCUUUUUACAGGGCCACAGUGUAGGGAAGGGCAGCAGUGUAGAACUACAUAGUGGUUGGCUUCAGUGGCUCCUGGAGGCAGUCGAAAGUAUCUGCCACUUUGGUUUCCCAGUAGAAAGGAAAUACUAAGACCAGGAUCUUUUAAGUUCCUGGUGACGUACUUGUUCAGUCUCUGCUAGGGAUGGCACAGAUACAGGAAACUAGGCCUAAGCCUCUUGCAGAGCAGGUGCCUACAGUGAGAGGCUGUGUGCAGGCUCUGUCACGUGCUCUUGGGUGUUUAUUUCCAUGGCUCUCGGAAGUGAAUGCAUGAUACCUCUCCUCCAAGCCAGCCACCAGCUUCUAUACCCAAGGAUAAGUCCCAAGAGGAAGGAUCAUCUGUAGUCAUUUUCAGCAGAAAGUGGGGUCUACAGAUAAAGAUGUAGAGCACUCCAGAGUGGAGUGCCCUGAAAUGCUCCACAGUCCCCAAUGGCUGCUUACAUACAUAGCAACACAUCUGUUUAUUAGUUUUCUACUUUAGUUCCUGUUCCUAGAUGUUUUCAGCAAGGCAGAUAGGAGUAGCGAGUUCUCUCAGGUAUGGUAAUCAGGUAUGUAAAAUGAACAGGACAAGUUCUCCAGGAAUAAAGUCAGAGUAACCAAAGGAACACUUGUGCUUUCCCUUAUUUUGUGCCUGAAAAUUAUGCUCCAUCCCUUGUGCUGGAUGAGGAAUGGGGCUGAUUGUUCAUUUGUGUGUAUUGAGAGGCAACUAGAUUGUAAAAGCUUAAACUAUCAAAACUGCUGUUUUCCUGUCCUACUUCCAUAUACUUUACUUUUGGACCAUUUGCCUUGUAAGACUUUGGGUGCUUUUUCAGGUGCUGUGUGAAUGUCCUGGCAAGUGUCUCCAGGAAACUGAUAGAUGGACUUCUCUGAAUUUAUCAUGAGGUAGAAUUUUUUCAACAUUUUUGUUGGUUAAAAAGAAAAGACAGUCAUUUGGAAACGCCCCCCUCCCAAGUAGAGAGGGGCUGUUCCCAGGAUUAAAGUAAACAGACAGGUAGUGAAUUCAAGGUCACAAGCAAGAAUCAAUUCUGAGCUAGAAAGAGCUUAGAGUGAUGCUAGAAUUAUUAGGGAGGGGUUGUUUCUCAUGUGGGAGGGCCUGCCGUGGUCUACUCAGUACAGGCUUCUCACAGGGCCCCAUACUGCAACUCUGAGACCAGGCCUGCCUAACAGGUUCCUAAACAGAAAGCUUAUUACUCUCCUAAUAGGCACACUAUGCCUGUCUUUCUGUUACUGUGUUGGUUUUUUUUGUUGUUGUUGUUGUUGUUGUUUUGUUUUGUUUUGUUUUUUCUGCUUCCAAGUUUCAGACAGCAUGGAAUCACCCACCCUCACAGCUUUCCAAACAGGAAGUAGAAUAUAGGGACUUUAGGUGUGUGUGUGUGUGUGUGUGUGUGUGUGUGUGUGUGUGUGGAGUUGCUGAAAAGUGCUUUGGUAGAGAGUGGAGAGUAUGUAGUGUAUUAGGGAAGCCCAGAUUGCACACAGGUUUCUUGAAGGCAGUUCUGCAUCAGUAACUCAGUCUAGAGUCUGAAGUACCUAGGAUGCCAUGUGUAGAAAUUUAGACCCUAGCUGGUUCCAGAUGAGAAACAAUUUUCCUAAACAUGAAGUGAAGAAAAAUUAGUAUAAAGGAGAACUGCUAUGGGGUGUGAGUUAACACCUCACCAGCCACUAUGGUCAAAGAGAUGGCCACCGUGAAGAGGUAGUGUAAAAGAAGGAGUUGGGGGAUUCCACCCACUUUCCUAGGAGUCCCCACUUGCCUUGCCAUUUUUAGCUGGCUUCAUAUUUUGUGAGCCCCAAUUCAUCUGUGAUUCCACAAAACAAUGGCUCUCUGAGACUCCUGGACACUUGUUUGUGAGGGGGGGGGUUUCUUUGGAGGCUGUUGUUUUAAGCCUGUAUAACCCAAGCUGGCCUUUGACUCUUAAUUUUCCUGUCUCUACCUCCUACAUGCUGGAAUUACAGGUUUGAGCCACAAUGCCUGCCUUCUGCAGAUUCUUAUGGUCUUAUAUUGAAAGUAAAGUCAAGUUCAAGGCCUUGCAUGUUUAUUAGGAGAACAGUACCUCCUUUGGUGUUCAGCGGAGCUAAGCCUGGUCCCUCUCCACCACCUGGGAAUGCUGAGAACAGAAAUGAAGGCCUGCUAUUCAUCUGGAGGCUUCUGAUGCAUUAAUGCCUUUUGGAAGACUGACGGGGGUAGAGUUUAUACAGCUUAAAGUGUGCAACUGUGGAUGAAUUGUGUCUAUACCCUUAAAACAAUCCCUGAUGUCAAGUCAGUGAACACUCAGCAUCUUAGCCAAUAACUCCUUUCUGCUCCUCCCUAUCCCCUAUCCUUACAACUACUGCUUUUCUAUCACUAGUGAUUAACUUCUGUAUAAAUGGAUGUCCACAGUAUGUGUCUGGCCUCUUAGUGCCAGUUUUUAAAUGUUUUCAGGUGUUUGUGUGUAUAUCCACUUCAUAUUUAUCCCAUUGUAUACAUGGCCUCCAAUACUUGUUGAUGCCUGUAUAUUUACAUAAUAUAUUUACAUUAUAUUUACAUUCUUUCCAGUUUGAGACAAAUAAAGCUGCUCUGAGUAUUUGUA